CCCCAUCAUGUCGACAUCUUUUCACCGCGCAUCAAGAUCUGAAUCCCCCAAUCCUGCGUUGGCUUUGGCGCAGCAUGACUCGGCUCCACGCUCAAGAGGAAUUGACCAGGCUGAAUGCGAUCAUGCAUUUCCAACAAUAUGAUGGCAACCCUUUUUAAAGUGCCUAACCAUGUCUUGUGAGACCACCCAGUGGAGGAGCUACAUGACCUGCAGACCAGGGGUGGGGGGAUUGGGCGAAGAAUGGCCAAAAGAUGGUGAAAAGAAGGGGAAAACGGUCAAAGAAUUCGCCGAGUAGACAUGGUCAAGUGAAGUUGGUAUACCGUUGUCUUUGGGUACGCGAGUGUGCCACGGGGAUCUGCUGGGGCGUUGAUCCGUUCAGAGGACGCAAAUUUACCCAGGCGAGCACGUCUCUUCACCGCCCUCUGGUCCGGCCCUCUGGUCGAUCGUUGUUGCCUUGGGCCAGAAACAUUUGCUGGGGCUCGGGAAGGACCGAAUUUAGUCCUUUUCGGGAAGUUGUUUCAGGGGUUCAACUGGAUGCCCGCCUCGGAAAUCCGAAUGCUCACCGAACGAAUAUUUUUGCCCUCAGGUUUCGACCUCUGGGCUUAGGGCGUAAAGCAAGAACCAUUGGCUUCUAUAUAUGCU
Messenger RNA from Aspergillus welwitschiae, 642 nucleotides. RefSeq lists its product as uncharacterized. The transcript has a single exon. The record is from RefSeq and is a predicted model, not a curated record. The annotation marks the transcript as partial. NCBI's taxonomy places the organism in Eukaryota, Fungi, Ascomycota, Eurotiomycetes, Eurotiales, Aspergillaceae.